AUGUCGACUUAUGCAUACGAAGCACUCCCGGACCCGAGAAAGUACAGGACGUUGCUGAAACUUCUCCCAGCCUGCAACACUGAACCAGAAAAACUUCGCGCGGAGCUUCGAAGGCAAGAAGCCCGCAUCCUAUGGAUUGAUGCAAUCUGCAUCAACCAAACGGAUGACGUUGAGAAGGGCCAUCAAGUUGCAAGCAUGGAUUUGGUCUACAGAUCGCAAAGCCUCGUCAUAUGGUUGAGAGAGUGGUCAGAGAAUAGCGACAUCGCCCUUGACCUUCUCCAAUCAUUUCGAGACUGCUUCGUCGCAAACGGGCACGAAGAAUUCGCUUGGUACAGUCCGUUGUCAGAUCAAGUCGCGAAAGCGGGGGAGCGCUUUGGGGAAAGCCAAACGGACGAAACAUGGGCAGCUUUUGUCGAUCUGAUCAAUAGGCCUUGGUUCUCGCGGCGCUGGGCUGUUCAAGAGGUUGUCUUGUCUAGUCAGAAACACGCCCACUUGGGUAACCGGAUCUUUCGUUUAGGCUAUCUCGUUUGGCUCUGUGGGUUUCUUAAGCUGAAGUCCUACCACCUACGUAAAGAACUACCAGAGUAUAGCGAAUGCCGAAGAGUUCGCGGGGACCUUGUUCGCAAUUAUAAAAGCCCGGCGCCACUCGUGGAUUCUAUCGAUACCAUUUACCGAGUCUGGCGAGCGAAUAGCGCAGCUGCCAGAGUAGACAAAUCAUCUCUAACAUUGGAGAGGCUUUUAGACAACUUUUUAUCGCUCGAUUCCUUCGAUGCCCGGGACGGCAUUUGUGCGUUUUUGUCAAUGGCCAGCGACAUCGACACAGAGGAAUGGUUUUCAGACUACUCAGACCAAGCUACGACUACGGAAAUAUAUGCAAAAGCUACCUUACAUAUCAUACAAAAAAACUGGUCCUUCUCUCUCUCAGUCAACCGCCCAUCCUCCUGGAGACCGUACCAUGGAAUCCAGACCAUCAACUUUACGCCGGAUCAUUCACAUCGGUUUAAAGGCUACAAUACAAUAUCCUUGACGACAUUCGGACAGCCCCUAUCUGCGGUGAGAAGCGGCCAAGAAGGUCAUCGCCCAAAAUUCUGCCCGGGUCGCAAUAAUCCACGCUGCAGAGAGAAAUUGGUUUGCGACGGAUGCCACAGCAAGAUACAUGGUACCGGUUAUGAGUGCGUUGACUGCGAGAAGUUGGACUUCUGCUACAAAUGCAUUGACCGGGCAACAAUUGAACAUAAUCCGACUCGUCAAUUCAGGGCACACAAAAACGCCGUUUACUUCGCCUCUGGCCAUUCCAUUGUAUCUGUGCGAGGAUAUGCUUCUCUUCAAGCAAACCUUCGUGACGCCUGCUCCAAGUCAAAGAAUCAUCUGCCGUUCGUUGUCAGGGGCCUCGUCGUGGAUGAAAUAACGAACAUUGGCCUGGGAGGCAUAAUUCAGCGCCGCGUUAACGGAUUUAGGGUCGAUCUGCCUUGGGAAAACUGGACGCAAUUGCUAGAAUUGGACCAGGUUAAUGGCCUCGAAAGUGGAGGAACAAAGAAUGCUGCAUUUCUCAAGGCGCUAGUAGGCAACAGACUCUUAUUAGAAGGGGAGCGGGGUGUCUCCCAUUUGGCCAAAAAUGUUAUGGAUAUGUAACACAUAAGUUUCGGCGAAGACAAAUGGGCUUGCGAUAUGGAGCACCCGACCCAACUCUUGUCUUCGACGGAAGUGAUGGUAUCGAACGACCGAAGACUGGCAACUUCGACGAAGUACCUGGGUCCCGUGACCCCUGAGUCUCGAGUAGAAGAUCGAAUCGCUAUUCUGUUUG
This is a messenger RNA of Colletotrichum godetiae, 1804 nucleotides long. Its product is annotated as heterokaryon incompatibility protein-domain-containing protein. NCBI's taxonomy places the organism in Eukaryota, Fungi, Ascomycota, Sordariomycetes, Glomerellales, Glomerellaceae. The transcript has 3 exons. The coding region runs from base 1 to 1632 and encodes 543 amino acids. The record is from RefSeq and is a predicted model, not a curated record.